Messenger RNA from Fulvia fulva, 501 nucleotides. RefSeq lists its product as uncharacterized. The coding region runs from base 1 to 501 and encodes 166 amino acids. Lineage: Eukaryota; Fungi; Ascomycota; Dothideomycetes; Mycosphaerellales; Mycosphaerellaceae. The record is from RefSeq and is a predicted model, not a curated record. The transcript has a single exon.
AUGAGUACGAACGCCAUCAGAGUCGAGAACGCCAAAGUAAAGGGUUCAGGUCGACCUCCAGAACAGGUCGCUGAUCUCAAACCGCGCACCGGCCUCCUUGACCUUCCACCAGAACUAUGGUCCAAGAUAGGCAAGCUGGUGAUCGACGACUCACCCCUCAUCACAGAGCGAUCGCUCGAAACGAUCCAAUACUGGAAAACACGAAAGUCAUAUCAGCCUGCGAUCAUACGCACCUGCCGUUCCCUCCGACAUGAACUACUUCCAUACCUCUACAGAACCAGAGUCCUCGUCAUGUGCGGGACGAGUCCCGCUGAUUUCUCCACGGUCGCACGCUGGCUACAUGCCAUGUCCUCAGACAUGCGCCGACGCGUCCGCGGUGUGCGUCUGAGUGCCGUUGACAUAGAUCUUUGGUCCUACGCGGUCAACUCCAAGCUCAAGAUCACGUUUUGGAGGGAGAAGAAUCGGACGACGGUGGAGAUGUACGAGUUGAGGUUCGAGUGA